AUUUUUGGAGACUGUCAAAUCUUUGAAAUUGAAUUAUUUUCUUCUAAUCUAUCAGUUGUUUAACAAUGUUGCGAAUAAGAAAUCUAUACAAACUCGCUCCGAUUAGAAUUGCACAGAACAGAUCAAAUUUUGUUCGGCUUGAUUUUAAUAAAUCUACAGCUAUAGGAUUGCUUUCUUUUGACAUGGAUGAUUCAAACAGAACUGACAAAGAUGAAACAGAUGAGAAGCCAGAAAUAGAACCAGAUAACACUGUUACUGAUGUGGCCAUGGAAACGCCAGACUCAGCAGAUGAGGAAAAAGAUACAACCACGGAAAAAGAAGCUCUUACAGAUAACGAUAACAACAGUGCUGAAGUUAAAAUGGAAGCUCCAGAGCCAUCUGUUGCCACAGUGCAGGAACGUCUUAUGAUCAGUAAGAUUGUUAACCACAACUUCAAAUCCUACGCUGGAACUCAAGAACUAGGACCAUUUCACAAGAAUUUCUCCUGUAUAAUUGGACCUAACGGAAGUGGGAAGAGUAACGUAAUAGACAGUAUGCUCUUUGUGUUUGGAUAUCGAAGUGCUAAAAUCCGGAGCAAGAAGUUGAGUGUCCUGAUCCACAACAGCGAACAACAUCCAAAUUGUACGAGCUGUACUGUUGAGGUUCACUUCCAGAUGAUACGGGAUAUUAAUGAUAAUGAGUUUGAAGUAGUGCCAGGCUCUGAGUUCUACGUAUCACGUACAGCUACAAAGAACAACACAUCAACAUACAAUAUAAAUGGCAAAUCGUCCACAGUUAAAGAAGUUGCCACCCUUCUCCGAGCCUCUGGUAUUGAUCUCGACCACAACAGAUUCCUUAUACUACAGGGGGAAGUGGAGCAGAUCUCUUUGAUGAAGCCGAAAGCGCCAAAUGAGCACGAGGACGGAAUGUUGGAAUACAUGGAAGAUAUAAUCGGUACAAGUGUGUACAAACAACCGAUUGAGGAGCUCACACUGAAGGUGGAGGAACUGAAUGAUGUUAGGGGCGAGAAGCUCAAUCGUGUGAAAACAGCAGAAAAAGAAAAGGAAAGCCUGGAAGGACCUAAGAACGAAGCCUGUGAAUUUAUCAGACAAGACAAUGAGCUCACCCUCAAGAAAUACACCCUCUCUCAGACCUUCAUCCACGAGUGCACUAAACUAAUCGAGAAAGCUCAAGAGAAGAAGACAGAACAAGAAAAUAUCCUGAACGAAGUUAAUAAAGAAGCUAAGGAAGUGUUUGACAAGAAAACAGAACUAGAAAAUGGAAUGGUGUCCGAGAAAAAGUUGCUUGCAAAAGUUGUGAGAGCCUCCGAGAAAGCGAAAAAGGAAUUUGAGGAGUUUGAAAAACGUGAUCUAAAAGUUAGGGAAGAUUUAAAGCACAACAAGGCGAAAAUAAAGAAGUUGACUUCAAAAGUUGGAGGUGAAAAGAAAAAGUUGGAGGAACUAGUAGACCUGCCUACUAAGAGUACUGACGAGCUGGAGCAACUUAGCGAUAGACUACGUUGUCUUGAUGAGGACAAAGUCAGAAAAGAAGCUGAGUUGGAGGCCCUGAAACAGGAGAUCCAGCCGCAGAUCAAGAAGAUAAAUGAGCAGAGAGAGGUUAUCUCUGGUGAACUGAUGGAGAUAAAGAAAGUCGUCAACCAGUGGCAGUCCAAGGUAAACAUAAGCCAAUCGGAGAUGGAUCUGCUGACCCAGGAGAAAACGAAGAAAGAACAGCAGCUGGAGGAGGCGAGACAAAACAUGGAGCGAGUCACUAAAUCCUACAAGGAGGAGACGGGUAAAGCUAAGGAGCUCCUGAAGACAGUUCCUCAGAACGAGAAGAGGGUUAACGAGCAACAAAACCAGCUAGAUGAGCUGAUCAAGGAGGAGAAGACGCUCUCUACCAGACUCGCUGAUAACAAAACUAAGUUUAGUGAGGCUAAGUCUGCACUCAAUGCUGCUUCUACCAGGAGUAGACUCCUAGAAGGGUUGCUGCGAGAGAAAACAGCUGGCAGAUUGCCAGGACUGUGUGGUCGUCUGGGAGACCUGGGGACUAUAGGAGACAAGUACGACGUGGCCGUUUCUACAGCUUGUGGUGCUCUCAACAAUAUUGUGUGUGACAACAUGGACACAGCCCAGAAAGCGCUUGAGUUCAUCAAGAAAAACAACUUGGGGAUCGCUACUUUCAUAGCCCUGGACAAGAUGGAAUCGUACGCAAGAAAAGCAGAAAACAAGCUCGAUACUCCUCCUAACUCACACAGGUUAUACGACCUGAUAAAGCAGCGAGAUGGUACCAGGUACAGUGGAGCGUUCUACUACGCUCUCAGAGACACCCUGGUUGCUCCCAACACUGAUCUGGCUAAGAAGAUUGCGUACGGCAAGACUAAGAGAUGGAGGGUCGUCACUUUGGACGGGGUUAUGAUCGAUAUCUCAGGUACUAUGGCUGGUGGGGGUAACUCAGUGAUCAAAGGGCUUAUGAGCAAGGUGACCUGUGACAUUGACCCAAAAGAGGUCGACAAAAUGAGUGAUGAAAUCAACAGUGAUCAGAGGAGGCUUGAAGAAAUCGGACCGAACAAGACGAAGUUAGAACACGAAGUAAGGGGUCUACUCAAGACAUUGUCCGCUGACAAGUUCACGAAACAAAAGAGCGAACAAGCAAUCAAGAGUUACAUGAAGCAACAAAGUAGUCUUCAAAAAGAGAUCCCUCUUUUACAAGAACAGUUAAAAGCUAUUGUUCCUGACGAGAAUAAGAUCGAUGAAAUACAGAAGAAGAUAAACGGGCACCAGUCGAAGUUAGAUGAAGUUUCCCUGAAGGCUCAGAAAAAAGAUGAUUUGAUCAAGAAGUGCGACAAGGAUCUGAAGGAUCUACAUAGCAAGAAGUUAAAACCUCACCAGGAUUCCGCGAAGAAGACAGACACUGAAAUUGACAGUGUCCAUGAUCAAAUGACCAAGAUUAAAGUUGCUCUUAAAGGACUAACACGAAACAAGGAGAAACUGGAGAAGUCAAUAUCUGAAAUAGAGGCUGAGCUGUCAGAGGCUCAGACUCACACGGAGGAGCUGAAGACGGAGUUCCAGAAGAUUGAGGAGCAGGCGGAGGUGGUGGUGGAGAAGGACAACAUGUGUCAGGAGAAAAUGAAGGAGCAAGAUGCUAAGAUGGAAGGACUAAAAGCAGAGCUUGCUGGUCUGGAGAGCAGUCUAGAAGCUCACGAACAGAAAACAGUUGAUUACAGGCACGCUAUUGAUAAAUACGAUGGAGUGAUUAAAGAAAACGGAUCUAAAAUCAGGCAUUGGAAGAAAGAGAUGAGCAAACACGCAUUACAAAACAUCCCCGGAGAACCCGACCUGGAGCCCCUGAAAACUCUUGAAGCUGUGGAGCUGGAGAAUGUAGACGCUAAGGGGUUGGAGUACGAGAUAGCGGUGCUGGAGGAAGCUCUGAAACAGAAACAACCAAACAUGGCCGUUAUCAAGGAAUAUCUGUUAAAACACGCAGCGUGGGAAGACAAGGUGGCGGAGCUGAACCAGAUAACAUCAGCACGUGACACUGCGCGCGACGAACACGAGCGACUCAGAAAGAAGAGACUGUCCGAAUUCAUGGCCGGGUUCCUGGUCAUCACUAAUAAGCUCAAGGAGAUGUACCAGAUGAUAACUUUGGGAGGAGACGCAGAGUUGGAACUGGUUGACACUCUGGACCCCUUUAGUGAGGGUAUUGUAUUCAGUGUCAGGCCUCCUAAGAAGUCCUGGAAAAAUAUCAGUAACCUGUCUGGCGGAGAGAAGACUCUCAGUUCUUUAGCUUUGGUAUUUGCACUCCAUCACUACAAGCCAUCUCCACUCUAUGUUAUGGAUGAGAUUGACGCUGCGCUGGACUUCAAGAACGUCAGCAUAGUUGCUCACUACAUCAAGGAGCGAACAAAAAACGCGCAGUUCAUCAUUAUAAGUCUGAGGAACAACAUGUUCGAACUAGGCGACCAUCUAAUCGGAAUCUACAAGACAGAAAACGCCACCAAGAGUGUGACCAUCAACCCCAACACCAUUGCUGUGUAGUGUGACCUUAUGUUGUCACGUGUCUUGUAGGGUUGUCACGUGUCCUGUAGGGUUGUCACGUGUCUUGUAGGGUUGUCACGUGUCCUGUAGGGUUGUCACGUGUCCUGUAGGGUUGUCACGUGUCAUGUAGGGUUGUCACGUGUCCUGUAGGGUUGUCACGUGUCUUGUAGGGUUGUCACGUGUCCUGUAGGGUUGUCACGUGUCCUGUAGGGUUGUCACGUGUCAUGUAGGGUUGUCACGUGUCCUGUAGGGUUGUCACGUGUCCUGUAGGGUUGUCACGUGGUUUCCUCUGUAGUUGCUCAUGAACGAUCUGCUUAAGUUUGGGGCGGGGGAGGGUGGCUCAAGUUCGCCCUGCUUAUUAUAGGGCCGCACUGAGGCCUCAAGGUCGGAUUUAGGCCAGUUUCUGUGCCUGCUAUUAAAAAAACAGGAGAGAAAUAUACCACAAACUUAUAUAAUAUAGAAUAUGUGUUACAUUUGUAUUGGGAUAUUAUGUUUGUUUUAUUUCAAUGACAUGUUGCAAAAAUAAGUUUAAAAGCUAUUUUCUGGAGUGCGACGCUAAAGCCCCUAGACUAGUACGAACAUGAAAUUAUUCUUAAACCUUAUUGGUGAUCUGAGAUUAGGAUCGGUUUUUUGUUGUUGUUGUGAUAUUUUAUUUCUUUUCUUUUGAGUUUGUGGAGCACUAUGCUCACUUUUAAGCAUAUAAACUUGAAUUCAAAUGGCACCAUAGAAAUUAUAAAUUAUUUGAUACAUUUUGUCAAACUAAUAACCACAAUUUAGUUCUACACUUAAUUAU
Molecule: messenger RNA, 4809 nt
Organism: Bolinopsis microptera
Lineage: Eukaryota; Metazoa; Ctenophora; Tentaculata; Lobata; Bolinopsidae
Product: structural maintenance of chromosomes protein 4-like
Exons: 26
Coding region: 66-4016 (1316 amino acids)
Biological process (GO): mitotic chromosome condensation
Cellular component (GO): chromosome; condensin complex
Molecular function (GO): ATP binding; protein binding; ATP hydrolysis activity
Source: RefSeq, a predicted model, not a curated record